CACCGCAGACAGAUACAGUCCCGUCCUCGCCCUGCUGCUCGCCUCUCCGGUGGUGAUAGCUGCUACUGCUGCUGCUGCUGCUGAUCGUUGUUAAACCAGUUACUGCUCGGCAGUCAUCCUGACCUCCCAUCCCACUCAUCCCGCAUCACCGCAAGCAAGCCACACCGGAUAAAUAAGAGAGAGAGAGAGCACCUCCGAAGACGAGCAACAAGAGUUGCGAUUUGCCUCGACCUGGCCGAUGAGUGCCCCUCGGCCGUCGACUAUACGCUGACACUGUUCUGUGCGUCCUUACUUGCUAUUUUCCUGCGUCUCAUGGACCGUUAAACGUGUGCUGCUGUGGAUUUCUCUCCUCCUACGGCUCGUUUUGUUGCUUGCUUUGAGAUACAGGAGAAGAACCCCAGAAAAAAAAAAAGAGAGAAAGACGAGAAAAAAAGGAAACGAAGAGAAAAAGGGGCAAGAGAUGGAAGAGAGCAACCAGGUGCGCGAAGGCGUCAAGAUGCAGGGCGUCGACGGUGUUGCAGAUACGCCGUCAUAUUCUGCCUCCUCUGCCUCCAUGACCACCGCCUCUGCCUCAGCAUCAACAACCUCGACAUCUGCACCCGGUGCUGCCGCUCCUAUCACGGCGGCUCCUGUGGAGGGCCGCCCUCGACUGCCAGUCAUGCCGGCUACGACGGCCUCGAUUCGCACCACUUCCGGCAUGAUGACUCCCUCAUCCACGCCGCUGGGCCAUGUCAACGCUGCCCGCCGCCCUGGUCCCCUGCCGGCCCGCGGAAGCCAGUCCAGCGGCCUGUCCCAGGAUAUACAGGAGAAAAUGAAAGCCUUCUCCCUCUCUCGCCAGGGAGCGCCCGGCAAUGGGAGCAACGGGAACGAGAGACUGCCCGGCAUCCCUAUCGCUGCCCCUCAGGCUACCAGCCCCUGGUCCCCCCCGUCUGUUCAGGGAGGUGCCGCAGCUGCUCCCAUGGGACGCACUCCUACUCCCAAAAUGGGUGGAGGAGGUCUUGCUGCUAAGAGAGGCAUGGCCGGUGGUAUGAAAUUGUCAAAUGUUACUGGACAGCCCCCUGGCGCGGCUCCAGGUAUACCAAACGCCAGCUCUGGUGCCAACGGGAGUCCAGCCAAUCUGCCAAAGGCUAGCGGCACCCCGCAGUCCUCGAAUACCCCCGUCUCAGCUUUUAGCAAGUACUCGGAGCUCAUUGAUACAAAGGCCGGCACAAUAAAUUUCAAGAACAAGGCCAUUAUCCACGGUGGAGGCAUUGAUUUCUCCUCCGGCCAGAGCUUCAGUAUUUCCCUGGAUGAUGUUGAGUCUCUCAACGAGCUAGGGAAAGGGAACUACGGUACCGUCUACAGAGUACGACACUGUCGGCCAAAGAUACGACGGCCUGGUCUCGGCUUGAAGGGGAGCAUGGCAGUAGGCAAUCUGCCAGACAGCAAUACCAACAACAAUGGCCAGAACAACAAUGAUUCGAACUCCCUCGAUACAACUUCAAAUACGAUAAAGAGCAAGGGCGACCUUACAAACGUCAUCAUGGCCAUGAAGGAGAUCCGUCUCGAGCUCGAUGAGGCCAAAUUCACCGCUAUCAUCAUGGAACUGGACAUCCUACAUCGCUGUAUCUCACCCUUCAUCAUCGAUUUCUACGGCGCUUUCUUUCAGGAGGGAGCUGUCUACAUCUGUGUUGAGUUCAUGGAUGGUGGAUCUAUGGAAAAAGUCUACGCAGGGGGUGUACCUGAAAACAUCUUGCGCAAAAUCACUCUCUCGACUGUCAUGGGCCUCAAGUGUCUCAAGGACGAACAUAACAUCAUCCAUCGAGACGUGAAACCGACGAACAUCCUUGUCAACACGCGUGGACAGAUCAAGAUCUGCGAUUUCGGAGUGAGCGGUAACCUUGUUGCUAGCAUUGCGAAGACAAACAUUGGCUGUCAGAGUUACAUGGCCCCCGAGCGUAUUGCAGGUGGUGGGCAUCCCGGUAGCUCCGGUGGAGGCACGUACAGCGUUCAAUCCGACAUCUGGAGUCUUGGCUUGACCAUCGUCGAAUGUGCGAUGGGCAGGUACCCCUACCCCCCUGAGACAUACAACAAUAUCUUCAGCCAACUCAAUGCCAUCGUGCAAGGGGACCCGCCAACUCUACCCGAUCCAGGCUUCUCCCCCGAGGCAAAAGACUUCGUCGCAAGCUGUCUGCAGAAAAAUCCCGCUGCCAGACCAACAUAUGCCAAUCUUAUUCGACAUGCCUGGGUAGAAAAGCUCAUGCAACCACCUACUGCUACACCAGAAGCGUCGGAAGCAGCAGAAACUGCAGGAUCAGAAGAGCCAACCGAUACCAGAAGCCCAGACGUGCCCGACCAUAACACCGACACCUACGAUAAGGAGGUCGCCGCGUGGGUUAUAGAAGCUCUUAAACGACGGGCAGGUGAAGCUAAUGGCAGGGAACGGCCUGCUUUACACGCCGUGGCACUGGACGCCGUGCCUAAAAGCCCUUUACUCGAAGGCCAGAGCUAAUCGGCUUUUCUCUGGCCUUUCCCAAGCUUGGAACCGCACGUUUAUCGAAUAUCGCACAACACAUAACAACCAUCUCUCCCUGCUCCAUAUUCUAUGCUCAUUGACGCAUUAGUACCCUUAUGUCGGCGUUGCAUAAGAUAGGAUACGGGUGCUGGCCACCGUGUAUCAAAAGCUACAUCGAAAGAGGCCAGCAACUACAAAGCAUGACUAACAAUAAAAAAAAGAGAGAGAGAGAGACAAAAAAAGAGAGAAACUCACUCGAUAUAUUCCUAUCUACUAGUAUAUGAAUGCAAUAUCCCAACCCGAAGAACUAAGUACUUCCCUUCCCCUCACCACCCAUCUCUCGCGACAGAUUAACAAUUAAACAAUUUAUCCAACACUACAGUUCCUCCUCUUCCCUCGCUCUUCCCGCUAAGUUUUCAAUGUUUUCCCUCACUAUCUUUCUCAAGGGGAGCGCUGACUUACAUGGUACUACGGGAUGGGUUUAUUCAUGGGAAUCUCUAUCAAUAGUUCACAUGCUUGGAGAGAAAUAUUAAUUUAUUCUUACUUAUUGAGCUUGCGUAAUUACUCUACUUUCGUAGUCGCUGGUUCGUGGAAUUUUUAAUAGUAGC
Trichophyton rubrum CBS 118892 is the source of this 3102-nucleotide messenger RNA. RefSeq names its product STE/STE7 protein kinase. Gene Ontology annotation, molecular function: MAP kinase kinase activity; ATP binding. The record is from RefSeq and is a predicted model, not a curated record. Gene Ontology annotation, biological process: MAPK cascade; protein phosphorylation; cellular hyperosmotic response. Lineage: Eukaryota; Fungi; Ascomycota; Eurotiomycetes; Onygenales; Arthrodermataceae. Bases 461 to 2491 code for a protein of 676 amino acids. The transcript is spliced from 2 exons.